CCGGAGCCCGGAGCGCCGUGGUGGCUAUCGGCGCCCUGGUCCGCGGAAUGACCCGCCCGCGGCUCGCCGCGUCCGCCGCCCACGACCCCUAGGACACUGGACACCACCCGCCCUCGGCUCAGCCCCGCCGGCGCACACCCGGUCCGCCAAGCCGAGCGUCUCUGGUCCGUUCUCAGGGCAGCCCGCCUGAGGUUUUGCAGAUCCUGAAGCAAAUUUGGAAUUGUUCCACACCAUGGAAAUGGAAACCACCGAACCUGAGCCAGACUGUGUAGUACAGCCUCCCUCUCCUCCUGAUGACUUUUCAUGCCAAAUGAGAAUCUCUGAGAAGAUCACUCCAUUGAAAACUUGUUUUAAGAAAAAACAGGAUCAAAAGAGAUUAGGAACUGGAACCCUGAGGUCAUUGAGGCCAAUAUUAAAUACCUUGCUAGAAUCUGGCUCUCUUGAUGGAGUUUUCAGAGCUAGAGACCAAAAUGCAGAUGAAAGUACCUUACAUGAACGUAUGGUGAAAAAGCCCCUGGAAAUCAACCCUUCAUGUUCACCGGCAGAAAACAAUAUGUCCGUCCUGAUUCCUGACGGGACAAAUGUUGAGGGCCAAUUACCAGAAGCUCAUCCUUCUACUGAUGCUCCAGAGCAGGUGGUUCCGAUCCAGGAUCACAGUUUUCCAACAGAAACCAUCAGUGGGACAGUGGCAGAUUCUACCCCAGGACACUUCCAAACUGACCUUUUACAUCCUGUUUCGGGUGAUGUUCCCACUAGUCCUGACUGCAUAGAUAAAAUGAUGGAUUAUGUUCCAGGAGCUUUCCAAGACAAUAGUUUUACAAUCCAGUAUAUUUUGGAUACCAGUGAUAAGCUGAGUACUGAACUCUUCCAAAACAAAAGUGAGGAAGCUUCCCUUGACCUUGUGUUUGAGCUAGUAAACCAGCUACAGUACCACACUCACCAAGAGAAUGGAAUUGAAAUCUGUACGGACUUUCUUCAAGGCACUUGCAUUUAUGGCAGAGAUUGUUUGAAACAUCACACCAUAUUGCCCUAUCACUGGCAGAUCAGAAGGACAACCACUCAAAAGUGGCAGAGUGUUUCCAAUGAUUCUCAGGAGCACUUGGAAAGAUUUUAUUGUAACCCAGAAAAUGAUAGAAUGAGAAUGAAGUAUGGAGGACAAGACUUUUGGGCAGAUUUGAAUGCUAUGACUGUAUUUGAAACAACUGAAUUUGACCAACUACGAAGGCUGUGCACACCACCCUGUAGGAAUACAAGCUCUAUUUACAACACAUUUUGGAAAUUCUUCUGUAGAGACCACUUUGGAUGGAGAGAGUAUCCCGAGUCUGUUGUUCGAUUAAUUGAAGACACCAACUCUCAGGGUCUGAAAGAAGUUAGAUUUAUGAUGUGGAACAACCACUACAUCCUUCACAACUCAUUCUUCCGGAGAGAAAUAAAGCGGAGACCCCUUUUCCGCUCCUGUUUCAUACUGAUCCCAUAUUUACAAACACUUGGAGGGGUUCCCACUCAGGCUUCUCUGCCUCUUGAAGCAACUUCGUCACAAAUCAUCUGCCCAGAUGGAGUAACUUCAGCAAACUUUUACCCUGAAACAUGGGUUUAUAUGCAUCCAUCUCAGGACUUCAUCCAAGUGCCUGUUUCUGCAGAGGAUAAAAGUUACCGAAUCAUUUACAACCUUUUUCAUAAGACUGUACCUGAAUUUAAAUACAGAAUUUUACAAAUAUUGAGAGUCCAAAACCAGUUUCUUUGGGAGAAAUAUAAAAGGAAAAAAGAAUAUAUGAACAGAAAAAUGUUUGGCCGUGACCGAAUAAUAAAUGAGAGACACUUAUUUCACGGAACAUCCCAAGAUGUAGUGGAUGGGAUCUGCAAGCACAACUUUGACCCUCGCGUCUGUGGAAAGCAUGCUACAAUGUUUGGACAAGGCAGUUAUUUUGCAAAGAAGGCAAGCUACUCUCAUAACUUUUCUAAGAAGUCCUCCAAAGGAGUCCACUUCAUGUUUUUGGCCAAAGUGUUGACUGGCAGGUAUACAAUGGGCAGUCAUGGCAUGAGAAGGCCCCCUCCAGUCAAUCCUGGCAGUGUCACCAGUGACUUGUAUGACUCUUGUGUGGAUAAUUUCUUUGAGCCUCAGAUUUUUGUCAUUUUUAAUGAUGACCAGAGUUACCCUUAUUUUGUUAUCCAAUAUGAAGAAGUCAGUAACACUGUUUCCAUUUGAAGAUCUUGGUACUACUAAGUUAUUGGAUAUGAACUCAAGUUCAGCGUUUGUAGCAGGCUUGGGUGGGGCUGGGUGGGAAACAGCAUUGAACAGAAACAGAAUUCUUUUCAGGCCCAAUUUCUUAAGUGCUAGAAAGUAAUUUUUUAAAAGAAACAAUGGGUUUUUAAAUGACCGCUCACUAUUUACUUAUUUACUAAUUGCUAGUGUACUCAGUGUGAAGAAGAGUGAAGAGUGCGUUCACACUUGUACAUGUAGGUAGCAGUGUUAGCAGUGUUUGGAGACGAAAACAAAGACAACUGACUAGCCUAUUGAAAUGUUGCUUGGGGCUGGCAGAAGUUUGAGUAGAGGCUGUGAGCAAAGUGAAGAUUCUGUGUACUUUACAGAUAGAACCAAUGGGAACUGACACUACCAUGCUUAUUACCUACCAAAGCAUCGUGUGUUACACCUCAGAGGAGAAUAAACUCCCGUAUUCCUGGUAGGCAGGAACAGUUUUUCAUUCUGUGGCCAGGGCUGAAAUACAUCACCCACUCAAAAAUCUCCAGAAUUUUCCUGAGAAUUCAGGGUCUGUUCAGAGGAAGUAAAAUAAUAACAAUAAAGGAACCAUUUGAAAAAAUUGUCACCAGCAAAAUUUCCAUUAAUUAGUUGUGGGUUGUGAUACAUGUGUUAAAAUUCAGCCAUGGAAAACUCAGUCUCUUCCAUUGUUGCCCACUUUAGUUUCAAAGUUGGACAGCUAUGUUGGUGAAAGCCAAUCUUGAGGGUUAAAAGUACUUCUUUUUGGAUUCCAAGCCUACCCCUGGGCUGGCAUUAGACAGAAGACAUCUACAUCCAAAGCGAAAAGGUUGCUUACUGUGCUUUGCACAAAGCAGAUUCCUAGCCUUAUCUGCUGAGUUGAAUUGUUAGAGACAGCAAGCCCACCCAUGUGCCUGCUUCGCCAGAUGCACUGAAUUUCUCGGCUGACUCUGUACCUUACACUACUAACUUUAAUAGAAACACAAACUUGGAAAUUGUGCCGCUGGCCCAGCAAGAGCGUUGUUGGGUGAAUGUGCUGCCGCCUCGAGUCCCAGAGGUAGUAAUGUAAGCAAAGCAAACACCUGAAUAACCAAAGUGAAGGUGGUUGUUCAUGAAAUCAUUUGCCACAGAAGUCCUUCAGAUACCAAGCUCUCUUUGUAUGUCUGUGGCUGUCUCAUUUACCCAAAGCGAGAUAUAGUUGUACACGUCUCAGUGAACCAGUCUGUUUAAGCACUGGCCAGGGCUUCCACACAACUAUUUAUGUUGCCCUAGUUGAUCCUGUUGUUUGCCGCCAUUGGCAGGAAGAAAAGGCAACCGUGCAGUCACUCAUUCGAUUAUAGCUCGUGAACCAGUGAUCCCCAGUCGUUUUCAAGUUAAGACAUGUUACCAUUGCUUGUUUGAUUUUAUGGAACUUGUUCCUUUUUUUCUCUCUAAAGGAAACAAAAGCUUUAUGACAUAUUUAUUUUUUUAAUAAAACUAAGCAAAAAUAAAAGUUAAUUCUUUAAAACUU
Arvicola amphibius (Eurasian water vole) is the source of this 3725-nucleotide messenger RNA. RefSeq names its product TCDD inducible poly(ADP-ribose) polymerase (gene Tiparp). Gene Ontology annotation, molecular function: metal ion binding; NAD+ poly-ADP-ribosyltransferase activity. Lineage: Eukaryota; Metazoa; Chordata; Mammalia; Rodentia; Cricetidae. The record is from RefSeq and is a predicted model, not a curated record. The coding region runs from base 233 to 2206 and encodes 657 amino acids. The transcript is spliced from 6 exons.